Indicator indicator is the source of this 957-nucleotide messenger RNA. Its product is annotated as kinesin-like protein KIF18B. Lineage: Eukaryota; Metazoa; Chordata; Aves; Piciformes; Indicatoridae. The annotation marks the transcript as partial. The transcript has 6 exons. Gene Ontology annotation, molecular function: microtubule binding; ATP binding; microtubule motor activity. The record is from RefSeq and is a predicted model, not a curated record. Gene Ontology annotation, biological process: microtubule-based movement.
AUGGCGCCGGUCCCUCCCCCCCAGGAGGGCACCGUGGCCGUCAUGGUGCGAGUGCGACCCCUUGCCCCCAGCGAGGCAGCCACGCAGCACCCGCUGCUGAGGGUCGUCGACCAUCACACCCUCGUGUUCGACCCUGAGGAGUCUGCUGGUCCCUCCAGCUGUGUGCUGCCUGCUCGCCGGACCAAGAACCCAGGGAAACAUCAGAAGUUCGUCUUCGACCGGGUUUUUGCUGAGCAGGCCACACAGGAGGAGGUGUUCCAGCACACCACCCGUGGCAUGGUCGACACCGUCCUCGAUGGUUACAACUGCUCUGUGUUUGCCUAUGGUGCAACAGGAGCAGGGAAAACCUACACCAUGCUGGGCUCGGAGAAGAGCCCUGGCAUCAUCUACCUCACCAUGGUGGAGCUGUACAAGAGGCUUGAGGCUAGGAAGGAGGAGAAGAGCUACGAGGUCCUGGUCUCCUUCCAGGAGGUCUACAACGAGCAGAUCCAUGACCUGCUGGAGCCCAAGGGCCCUCUGACCAUCCGUGAGGAUCCCGAGAAAGGAGCUGUGGUCCAGGGUCUCUCCUUCCACCAGCCCAGCUCUGCAGAGCAGCUCCUGCAGAUGCUGCUGAGUGGCAGCAGGAACCGGACGCAGCAUCCCACGGAUGCCAACGCCUCCUCUUCCCGCUCCCAUGCUGUCCUCCAGGUCUACGUGAAGCAGCAGGACUGUGCUGGUGGCCUCAGUGGGGCUGUGCAGGUGGCCAAGAUGAGCUUGGUUGACCUGGCAGGCUCGGAGCGAGCUUCGGUGGCCAACACCAGGGGCGAGCGGCUGCGGGAGGGAGCCAACAUCAACCGCUCGCUGCUGGCCCUGCUCAGCGUCAUCAAGGCGCUGGCUGAGGCCAAGAGCAAGCACAGCCACAUCCCCUACCGGGACAGCAAGCUGACGCGGCUGCUGAAGGACUCCAUCGGCGGCAAC